AUGGCCACUCAUCCCCUACAAUCCAUCGGCGAGGUCAUAGGCCAAACCGCCGUCGGUGGAAGCAGAGCCUUAGGAUAUUUGGAGACUACCAAAGACAUUUCGAACUUGACCAAAUUGAGUCUUGCACACUUUCUUCGCUCUCCCGGUAUCAAAACCCCAAUCGUCUCAACUGUCACGUUGAGACGCGAAUUUCCCGAUUCGGCAAGAAAUCCUCGCGGUUUCGCUAUCAAGCUCUACAUCAGCGAACGAAGCUAA
This is a messenger RNA of Talaromyces stipitatus ATCC 10500, 255 nucleotides long. RefSeq lists its product as uncharacterized. The transcript has 3 exons. Lineage: Eukaryota; Fungi; Ascomycota; Eurotiomycetes; Eurotiales; Trichocomaceae. Gene Ontology annotation, molecular function: heme binding; catalase activity. Bases 1 to 255 code for a protein of 84 amino acids. Gene Ontology annotation, cellular component: cytoplasm; peroxisome; mitochondrion. The record is from RefSeq and is a predicted model, not a curated record. Gene Ontology annotation, biological process: hydrogen peroxide catabolic process; response to hydrogen peroxide.